CACGAUUCUUGGCCGACGCGGUUCUCCGGCCAGUUUGCGUGCUGAGCGUGGCGCGCUCGGUUGCUUACUUCUCGUAUCCUCGACAACCUUCAGAUCGCCGGGAUAUCUAUAUUCAAACCGUAUAAAACCGGGUCCUAUAUACGUUGCCAAAAAAAAUCGCGAACCAGUUGAAUUUGUCUUAAGCCAGAGAAUUUCUCCGAACGAGACUCUAAUUACUGUUAUAACAUUGAAAUGUAACAGAAUCGUGUAGUUGCAAUUGUCAAGUAUGCAUCGUAACUUUCCUCUCCUAAAAUGACGCAUUUAGAAGUCGCAUUUAAAAACGGAAGAAAAGAAAAUUAAUAAAGAAAAUUAAUAACAGGAAAUUGUUUUGUAAAAUAGAAAAAAGUAAAUAAUAUAAAAUGUGUAUUAGCUCAAGCGUUGAAUAUCACCAUUUUUCAAGUCCAAAUUGCAAAAUCUUCAACCGGAUGAUUCAUGGAACGCAAUUGAACACGUAAUUUGACUGUCGCGACUUAAUCUUGCAUUUUCGCUCUGGUGGACAGUAAGUAAGGAAUCAGGGAUCCUUUGGUGGAGGGGAAAUGGAAGAGGCAGAGGAGACAGAGAAUCGACGACGAAAACGGCGAAGACGACGAAGACGCGAAUGGGAAGAGGCUUGAGAACACCGGAUAAUGGCUGCCUCUCGCGUCGAUCUGGAAAUCGGCGACGAUCGGACGACAACCAAUAAGUCAUCGCUCCCCUGUGAAUCUCUGACUUCGGAGGAUACAAGUGACACCAGCGAUAUCGAGAGAAAGCGAAGGAUUGCGAAUAAAAAUGACGGAAUGAGAGGACUCGUCGUCGUGGAGGACCAUCGCAGGACAUCCAGCGAGGACGUCCAAGGACAAAAUUUGACGGUUCACGAACGUCCAGAUAGAAACAGAUCGCUUUUCGCUCAAGAUAGAAGGAGCAAAAGUACGAGAACCACAGAACUUGCUGACAAACCGAAAAGUUCGCGGCAGCAUGACGCAUACAAGUUUCCCACUGAGCACAAACGGCUCAGCGUAAACUUCAGGCCCGAUAACUCAAUACAGAUUAAGAAACAGAGGGUCGCGAAGUCGAAGAAGAAGCCGGAGAACACACAGACAUCGAUCUCUGGGGUCAUCUAUAAAUUAGUAGGAUCGACCAGGCAGCGUGGAUCGAAAGAGAACGUUGGUAAAAAAGAUCGACGCGAACUUUCACCGCGAUAUAGACCACGGAAUCAUGCGAAUUUGAUCGUUGAUACGGCGGAAGGUACAAUUGAGAGAAGGUCUCGAGCAGAAGUGCCUCGGAAACUCGCCGAUUCUCCGAAAGACAGACCAAUAGUAAAAGGGCGCGAGGACAUCGAUAGGAGGGUAACUCGAUCAUCCACGAGCCAGGAAAGUCCUCGUGUCAGUGAACCGCGAUCCUCCAACGACGUGACGCCUAUUCGUAAAGUCGGAAAACACGUUGGCCAAACUAAGUGUCCAAAUUGUGAUGAACUGCAUCUUUCUUACGAAAAGUCUUAUCUGCCUAAAUAUUCCGGAUUUUUAGAGUGUGAAGGACUAACGUACGAAGAGAACUACCUAAAGGAGGCGAAUGGAAAGAAAUCAAAGCACGAGACCCCUGUUGCAUCGUUGCUAUAUCACAGCAGGUCUUUGCCACGAUUAUCUGUACACGACAGCGGUGUCGCGUGCAGUGGAAACGAACAAUCGCCUGCCGCCGGGCACGCGCACAAUUCCAAACAAUUGCUGACUGAUUUAAAGCAAUUGCAUACUUUGAAACAACAUUAUUAUCCGGAGGGAGGCUGGGGAUGGGUCGUGAUGUUUGUUGGCAUGCUGGUGCAGAUGCUGUCCUAUGGAGUACAUGGGGCCAGUGGCAUCUUCCUGCAGCAGGUGGCUGACAAGUUUGCCCACGCUGUGUACUGGGAGUCAGGGUGGCUGGGAGCAAUGUCUACGGGAGUGGCUUUGCUAGUUUCACCCGUAACAAUAGCGUUCUGCCGGAGGAAAAGUACAAGACUCACCGCGGUUUUGGGUGGCCUCAUUACAGCACUCGGUUGCCUUUUCACUUCUUUUGCCUCGCAGUUCCAUCAGUUGUUCUUCAGCUACGGUACAGUUGUCGGUAUAGGGGUUGGCAUGACGAGGGACUGUAGCACGCUGAUGGUGGCGCAAUAUUUUAAGAGGAGAAGAGAACUGGUUGAGAUUUUCAUCGUAUCCGGAAGUGGCCUUGGUAUCGCUGUAAUGUCGGCUUUCAUAAAGGGAAUGAUUAGCAAAAUUGGUUGGCGCUUAGGACUUCAGGCAGUUACGGGUGUCGUUUUCCUGACAUUCAUCCUGGGUACCUUUUAUCGAAGCGCAUCCCUGUAUCAUCCACAACGUAGAGCCAUUUUACAUUUGAAAAAUCAAAAACGUAAAAUUAAAGAUAAAAACAAGACAGACGACGGACCACCGUUCUUUGACUUCAGUACGCUGAAGAGCAAAACAGUAAGAAUAUUGCUGAUGUCCACUGGAAUAUCUGCCUUCGGGAUCAACACCCCGAUAUUUUACUUGGCACAUCAGGCCGAGGAAGAAGGUCUUGGUGACACAGUGAUCCUACUUCAGGCUUACCUCGGUUUGGCCUGGACCCUCGGCUGUGUCACCUUUGGCCUUUUAGUCGUGCGUCGCAGCGUCGAAUGCAGGAUAGCGCGUCAGUAUCUUACGCAAGCAGCGAUAUUUGUAUGCGGAUUGUGCAUUUUGGCCCUCACUGCCGUUCAAGGAAAUUAUCAUGGAUAUGUGCUGUUCGCCUGGAUUUACGGCAUCUUCUGUGGUGGUUACCACUACAGUCUCAAAAUGUACACCUAUGAGAGAGUCAGAGCAAGAAAUUUCGCAAGAACGUGGGGUUUCGUGCAAUGUUCCCAAGCUAUACCAAUAGCAAUUGGAGUUCCAAUUUCAGGAUACAUGAACAUUAACUACGGUGGGAAGGCUGGUUACUACUUCAGCUCGACCUGUGUUCUAGUAGGCAGUUUCACUCUCUUCUUCAUAGACCUUCACAGAAGAAAUUUAUCGAGGCAUAAACACAUAAGAUCUAACGGAACUAAGCACCUCUGCGUUUCGGAUAAUUGUCCACAACGCCGAAAAUUGUCGUUCAGCCAGGAACCAGAUAACGAUGGUCCACAUGUGGCUGCUGCAGGAGCUGCUGCGGCUGCUCUUGUACUUGGAACUGAGAUUGCACCAAAUCCAGGUGAAUUGAUCGACGGCCUUACCCCGGAGAAGCCAGAAUUGACGUGUAUCUCCGAGGAGGGAAUUGCGGACAUGGAUCUUCCUGACAACAUGCUUGAGGACCUUGAUUACAUCGGAGACUGUAUAACCUCGUGCAACAAGGUCGAGAAUUAUCUAAUGCUGUCAGAAUUCGAGAACAAUCUGAUAGCUGAAAUGCCGAUUAUCACGGAUCGUCGAGGACGAAGAUGGUCCCUGGCUCGUUCAAAGGGUGGUCAAUCGAAUUUGGAUCGAUCCCCAGGGCCUCAACCGACUAACGAAGAGACCGAUCCCAAGCCCAAGUGGCACGUGACAAAUGUGCCUCCUGCUAAUAGAGUGAUCACAGUGAUUGACGAGGCAAGCACGUAACUCGAUCACCAAAAUCCAAGAAGCUGUUAAUACUCUCUAAGGAUACUUCUGAAUGAAAUUUUACGACUUUUUCGAUGUAAAUGGAUACUUAAAUUGCUUUUUUUAAAA
Molecule: messenger RNA, 3695 nt
Organism: Bombus pyrosoma
Lineage: Eukaryota; Metazoa; Arthropoda; Insecta; Hymenoptera; Apidae
Exons: 8
Coding region: 666-3587 (973 amino acids)
Biological process (GO): transmembrane transport
Molecular function (GO): monocarboxylic acid transmembrane transporter activity
Source: RefSeq, a predicted model, not a curated record